AUGCAACCUUACACCCAUAGUCUUCUACCUGGCCUCUACCCACAACCUUACACCCACGGUCAUCCGCCUGGCCUCUACCCGCAACCUUACACCCACGGUCAUCCGCCUGGCCUCUACCCGCAACCUUACACCCACGGUCAUCUGCCUGGCCUCUACCCGCAACCUUACACCCACGGUCAUCUGCCUGGCCUCUACCCGCAACCUUACACCCACGGUCAUCUGCCUGACCUCUACCCGCAACUUACACCACGGUCAAUCUGCCUGGCCUCUACCCGCAACCUUACACCCACGGUCAUCUGCCUGGCCUCUACCCGCAACCUUACACCCACGGUCAUCUGCCUGGCCUCUACCCGCAACCUUACACCCACGGUCAUCUGCCUGGCCUCUACCCGCAACCUUACACCCACGGUCAUCCACUUGGCCUCUACCUGCAACCUUACACCUGCGGUCAUCCGCCUGGCCUCUACCUACAACCUUACACCCACGGUCAUCCACCUGGCCUCUACCCGCACCCUUACACCCGCGGUCAUCCGCCUGGCCUCUACCCACAACCUUACACCCACAGUCAUCCACCUGGCCUCUACCCGCAACCUUACACCCACAGUCAUCCACUUGGCCUCUACCCGCAACCUUACACCCACAGUCAUCCGCCUGGCCUCUACCCGCAACCUUACACCCACAGUCAUUCCACCUUGGCCCUCUCCAGCAACCUUCCACCCACAGUCAUCCGCCUGGCUCUACCGCAACUUUACACCCACAGUCAUCCACUUUGUACCCCUUUACCCACAAACCUACACACCAGUCAUCCGCCUGGACUCUACUUGGCAACCUUACACCCACAGCCAUCCACUAGGCCUCUACCCGCAACCUUACACCCACAGUCAUCCACCUGGCCUCUACCCGCAACCUUACACCCACAGUCAUCCACUUGGCCUCUACCCGCAAUGUUACACCCACAGUCAUCCACCUGGCCUCUACCCACAGCGUUACACCCUAGUCAUCCACCCUGGCCUCUACCCACAGCCUUACACCCACAGUCAUCCACCUUGGCCUCUACCCACAACCCCUUACCCCCACCCAAAGUCCAUCCACUUUGGCCUCUACCCCGCAAACCUUACACCCACAUCCAUCCACCUGGCCUCUACCCGCAACCUUACCCAACCCACCAGUCCCAAUUCCACUUGGGCCUCUAACCAAGCCAACCCCUGGAAAACCAACCCACAGUCAUCCACUUGGCCUCUAACCUGCAACCUUUCAGCCUUCAGUUCCAUCCACCUUGGCCUUAUUACCUGCCAACCUUAA
Molecule: messenger RNA, 1302 nt
Organism: Macrobrachium nipponense
Lineage: Eukaryota; Metazoa; Arthropoda; Malacostraca; Decapoda; Palaemonidae
Product: putative proline-rich protein 21
Exons: 2
Coding region: 1-1302 (433 amino acids)
Source: RefSeq, a predicted model, not a curated record